Molecule: messenger RNA, 3106 nt
Organism: Fundulus heteroclitus (mummichog)
Lineage: Eukaryota; Metazoa; Chordata; Actinopteri; Cyprinodontiformes; Fundulidae
Product: transient receptor potential cation channel subfamily V member 1
Exons: 15
Coding region: 104-2386 (760 amino acids)
Biological process (GO): calcium ion import across plasma membrane
Cellular component (GO): membrane
Molecular function (GO): protein binding; calcium channel activity
Source: RefSeq, a predicted model, not a curated record
GCUUCCCGUUUGUUUUUGCAACGCUACACCUGAGCUGCUUCUACCUGCCACCUGAGGAGAAACCAACACUGCGCCGUGUUUGCUGUCAGGCUGGUUUCUCACAAUGGACACGGGAGACAAAGGAAAUCAGAAGGACAAAGAGGAGGCAAAGCAGGACUCAGGGGAGGAGACAGGAGGCCUUGACUGGCUUCUUAAAAACAAAGACUCAGAGACGAGUCCUGAGCCCAUGGACAGCAACGUCUUGCUAUCAAGACUGCAGAAUACUCCUACCAGCAUCUACAGCAGCAAUGUGUUCACGAGGGACAAAGUAUUCAAAGCAGCAUCUCAGGGGGACGCCGCUCAGCUCAGCGGCCUGCUGGACUACCUGCGACUCAACAACAAGCGACUUACGAGCCCAGAUUUUAUAGAUGAAACUAAUGGGAAAACAGCACUCUUAAAAGCUUUGCUGAACUUGAAGGAUGGUAAAAAUGACACCAUUGAGGUCCUGAUUGACAUAGCAGAGAAAACCUGUGAUAUAGACAAUUUAAUCAAUGCAGCUUAUACAGAUCCUUGUUAUAAAGGCCAGACAGCCUUGCAUGUCGCCAUUGAAAGACGGAGCUUUGACUACGUAAAGCUGCUGGUCCAGAAAGGAGCAGAUGUCCAAGCCACCGCCAAUGGGACCUUCUUCCAGCGUAACGCCGGGCUCGGCUUUUAUUUUGGUGAGCUGCCUCUGUCCCUGGCCGCCUGCACCAAUCAGCCGGAGAUGGUUUCGUUUCUCAUGGAGAACCCGGACAGGAGAGCCGAUCCCACCCAGAGAGACUCCCAGGGAAACACCGUGUUGCACAUCCUGGUGGUGAUAGCAGACGACAGCACAGAAAACACAGAAGUAGUCGCAAACAUGUACGACAGAAUCCUUGUUCAGCACUACAAGCUCAGCAAAGGCGGCCGAGUCCAGUUAGAGUGGAUGGAGAACAACGAAGGUCUGACGCCUCUGAAACUAGCAGCCAAGCUGGGAAAGAUUGGGCUUUUCAGCCACAUGUUGAACAGAGAGUUUCAGGACGAGGAGACGCGGCCGCUGUCCAGGAAGUUCACAGAAUGGGUCUAUGGACCUGUUCACUCUUCUCUUUAUGACAUGAGCUCCAUGGACACCGACGAAAACAACUCUGUGCUGGAGAUCAUCAUCUUUGGGAGUGAAAUCCCCAACCGUCCAGAGAUGCUGCAGAUCGAACCUCUUCGCAGCCUCCUCCAGGAUAAAUGGAACAGGUUUGCCUCCAAGUUUUUCCUGAUGAAUUUCUCCUUUUACUUGAUGUACCUGGCCAUCUUCACCACCGUGGCCUUCUACAGAAAAGACGGACAGCCGCCCUUUCCGGUGGAAAACAUCCCGGCUGAUCACUUCCGUUGUCUUGGUGAAAUCAUCAGCAUCCUUGGAGCAGCAAGGUUUCUCUAUAAAACUAUAUCUAUUUUCCGGAGGAACCCCCCAAACAUAAGGGCUCUGUUUACUGAUGGGUUCAGUGAAAUUCUGUUUUUCCUGCAGGCAGUCCUCCUCCUGAUGUGUGCAGUGCUGUACUUCUGCGGGCGGAGGGAGUACGUCGGCCUUCUUGUUCUGUCUUUGGCGCUCGCCUGGAUAAAUGUCUUAUAUUAUACCAGAGGGUCGAGGCAGCUGGGGAUCUACAACGUCAUGAUGCAGAGAAUGAUCUUGGGUGACCUUCUACACUUUCUAUGUGUCUACAUUGUCCUGCUGUUUGGAUUUUCCGCUGCCAUUUGUACCCUAAUUGACGACUCAGCUGACCACGCUGGAACAAAACAGAGCAAUGCCACAGUCCCACGAGGGAGGAGCUUUCCUGUCGAAACGUUUAAAUGCAAGAAGCCGAGUUACAACGACAUCCGCUUCACCACGCUGGAACUGCUGAAGUUCACCAUCGGGAUGGGAGACCUGGAGUUCACCGACCACGUUCAGUACAAGGAGGUCUUCUACAUCCUGCUCAUCUGCUACAUCGUCCUCACGUACAUCCUGAUGCUCAACAUGCUCAUCGCCCUGAUGGGCAACACGGUGGAGAGGAUCUCCGAGCAGAGCGAAACCAUCUGGAACCUGCAGAGAGCGUUCACGAUUCUGGACAUGGAGAGGACUCUGCCGCGCUGGCUGAGGGCGAAGCUCCACUCCAGAGCAUCAGAGAUGGUGUGCUUCAGAAACGACCAGAACAAGGCGCGGAGAUUUGUCAGAGUGACUGAAAUGAAAUGGGAAAAAUGGAGAUCGGAUCUUGGCACUGAGCUGAAGGAAGACCCUGUAAAUCACAUCAUGAACGCACCGACCCACCAGGAGAGAUCCGGGAAUCCAUGGGACCUAAAUGUGCUGCUCCAGAGGAUCCGCUCCAGCCGACAUCGACGGGAGGACAACUAUGUUCUCUAACUCCAUCAAUUUCUGUCCCUUAAGAAAUAUUUUUCAGACCUUAAAGCAUAAUUGAUCCAAAUAAUCCAGAAAAUAAUCUUAACUUCAGUGCAGGUCCCUGUGUGUGUUUUAACAUUGUCGAACUACAAUUAACUGUGAAGGUGGUCGUAGCACCCGCUUUAAAUCAUUUCAACUACAUUUCUCCACACAACCUACCUCCUGUGGGGCGAAAACAAUUCUAUUAAUGCUUAUAAGUAAGAUGUUUUUGUAUAAAAAAAUCAUUUCUAGCCUGCUUCUGGAGAUUUAGCAGUGGAUGUGAGUGUAUUUACACGUGUAAAUAGCAGUUUAUGUGCAACACUGUCACUGCAUAUUUUAAAGCUGAUAUAAUGUGAUUCUGGGAAGUUUUCCUCCAAAAGUCAAACUUAGCAGCUGGAGCAAACUAAUAGAGAUUCCCAUGUAAAGAGGAUAGGCCUUAUUUGGACUGAAGUGUAUUAAUCUUUAUCAGCUUCAUCCUCUGCAGGGUAGAAGGUGGUCAGUGGGGAGGAGGUGGGCCACCGCAGGUCUGACACAGAGAAAGGACGUUCCACCGUCUAAACACCAACAGCUCCUGUUAAUUUACAGACUGCUGUUCAGGCUGGUUCUCCAGACGGUGGCACUGAACCAGGUUCACACAGGAGAACCCCACACGGGAUUAUGACUCUAAGAACUGCUGCAUGUCGACGUGAAGAAUCCCAAGCUUUU